Molecule: messenger RNA, 2094 nt
Organism: Lolium rigidum
Lineage: Eukaryota; Viridiplantae; Streptophyta; Magnoliopsida; Poales; Poaceae
Product: zinc finger CCCH domain-containing protein 30-like
Exons: 4
Coding region: 67-1770 (567 amino acids)
Molecular function (GO): metal ion binding
Source: RefSeq, a predicted model, not a curated record
GUUUCCUCGCGCGUUCCCGUCCCGCCCACUAGAUCGGACUCGAUUCGGUUGCCGGGGGGUUAGGCGAUGGGGUCGAGGCGGCAGAGGCGCGUCUCGUGGGCCGCCGCACCCAACCUCUGCAAGGUAAGGCUUUUUAUAUCCGAGGAUUCCCCAUCUCAAGCUGGAUUAAGACCACAAGACAAUCUCCAAGCAAAAGGCUCAUGUUUUAUGCAUGCAGCUGGAUCGAGUUCAGAUGAUUCCCUGCCUCCAGGCUUUGAGUCACCACAGCCAACCAAUGACCUUAAAAUUGACAUAUCUCAGAUUCCCCUUAUUAGGUGGAAAUUCCCGUCACAUAUAUUAUUAGACCCAGAUUGGCACGUUGCCUCUGGAGAAGAAAGCAAGGAGAUAGCUAUACAAAAUGAAAGAAUGUUUGGAGCUCUUGAGGCUAUGUAUCCACGUGCAUCGAACAUUCCUCCAAACCCCUUUGUUUCCCCUGAUGUGAAAGACUCUCGUUAUGAUGAUUCCCAAACCCUAUCGGUUCCUUUGAUCCCUGUUGAAGAUGAUGAUGCUUCAGAUCAGCCAGAAGCACCAUUGCUCGAUAUGCCAAACAAUCACCAUCAGUCAGGAGAGUAUGACCCUGAGAGAAUCAAUGUGCCACAAAUUUCACAUACUUUAAUUAGUGCUGCACAACAGCAGCACUAUGGAUCCAAUGGUGCAACAAGUUAUGAUCUCUCUGUGGAGCCUGAUGUGUUGGCUGCAGCCUCUGCUGCAUUCACUGCAAUAAUGCAAAGCAACCAAAAGGGAAAUAUGGUUGACCAAGAUCUACUUGUCAAAAUACUAAGUGAUCCUGCACAAGUUGAGAGGUUAACGCAAGAAUAUAACCAAAUUAGACAUCAACAAUCUAGAAGUAGUUCUGUUGUUGCCCCAGUGCCACCAGGUCCACCACCCCAAAAGACAGUGAGUGCUUCCGCCCCAUUUUCAGAUCACAUGACAACCUUCCAUAACACAAAUUGUACACUCCCUCCACCACGAAUGGCAGUGAGUGCUCCAGUGAGUGCUUCUGCCUCUUUUUCAGAUCAUAUGACAACCUUCCAGAACACAAAUUCUAUGCACCCCCCACCUCGAAUGGCCCUUCCACCACCAAUGGCUCCAGCGCCAAUGAUGAAUAGACCACCUCAAGGAUUUCCUCCGGUUGCCAUGAAUCGUCCACUAGGUUCAAGUCCCGCUAUGAAUUCCAUGAAUUUUCUACCAGGUUCUAGCCCGGCUAUGAAUUCCAUGAAUCUUCCCCCAGGUCCUACUCCGGCUAUGAAUUCCAUGAAUCUUGCACGAGGUCCUAGUCCGGCUAUGAAUGCCAUGAGUCUUCCACCAAGUUCAAAUUCAGCUAUGAAUGCCAUGAAUAUUCCCCCAGGAUCAAGUCCAGCUAUGAAUCUUCCACCAGGAUCAAGUCAGGCUAUGAACUUUUCAAGUGCCCCAGCAAGGGGCAUUCCUUACUACAAAACCCUGAUCCAUCAGCAUGGAGGGGAGAGGCAGGAGCCGCCUGAACAACAGCGAUUGCAGUAUGGAAUGUAUCACCAACCUGCUCCUCCGCAAACUGAUGCUAUGAACGGUGCUUCUAUGGUUAACAGAGAUACCAAAUUGAGGCCAAUGAAACUAUGUGCUUACUUUAAUGGUCCGAGGGGUUGUCGCAACGGAGCCAACUGCACUUUUCUACAUGACACGUCAGCCAGGCAGGAUGACUCAAAAGGCUCAAAAAGGAUUAAGUUAGACAGCAGAAUAGCUGGUCGAAAUUGAGCUGUUGGUAGCUGCUACUCAAGUUUUGACAGUUCUUUGGUUCAAUGUCUUUUCACAUGCAUGGUUCAGUAAAUAUUACGCCUGCCUGCCAGCUCACUGUUCGUUCGACUUGCAGUAGCCUUUGAGGAAAAGAUGCUCUGGAAGAAAGGGAAAUAUUCCAUGAUCGAUUGGAGCUCAGAUUUUUACUGAAUCAUAUACUCAGUUCUCUGUUGAAGCACUUUAACCGUGGCUACUUAAUUGCCACGUAAACAGUGGUCGUUCUUGUUUUAAUUAUUUGAAAACUUAAGCAGACAAACAAAAGCCAAAGAUUGAUAUACUUGCUUA